This is a messenger RNA of Cylicostephanus goldi, 444 nucleotides long. The record is from the annotation of a GenBank genome assembly. Lineage: Eukaryota; Metazoa; Nematoda; Chromadorea; Rhabditida; Strongylidae.
AUGAAAAGAAAUGGAAGUGAGGUUAUCAGUCUUCUAGAAAACUACUCUGGCUCAAUGUGCGUACAUGUGCGUAUGACAGAUUUUAUCGAAAGAAGUACAAACACUGACUUGAACACGACAGUGAAAGCUGCUAACACACUAGCAAAGAAAAAGAACAUAUCACAUUUUUUGGUAUUCGGAGACGAUAGGAAUUAUAUGGUCAAAUUAUCACAAACUAUUGUAAAGGACGGUGGCUGGAGAAAUGAUGCAGUGGCUAUCUCAACUUAUGAAGAAUCGAUGGACCUGUAUUUGGCAUCAGAAAUGUGCAGCUGUUUUUUGAUUUCUACUGUCAUUUCCACUUUCGGCUGGUGGCUUGCUUUUUUUGUAAGGGACCAAAAUUCUGUGUACUACUUGAACCAUACACAGCCGCAUAUGGAAGUGGUACCCAAGGAAUUUGUUUUGUGA